Molecule: messenger RNA, 5079 nt
Organism: Microtus oregoni (creeping vole)
Lineage: Eukaryota; Metazoa; Chordata; Mammalia; Rodentia; Cricetidae
Product: trichohyalin-like
Exons: 3
Coding region: 1-4152 (1383 amino acids)
Biological process (GO): intermediate filament organization
Molecular function (GO): transition metal ion binding; calcium ion binding
Source: RefSeq, a predicted model, not a curated record
AUGUCUCCACUUCUAAGAAGCGUUAUUGACAUCGCUGAAGUUUUCGAUCAUUAUGCCACACAUAGCUGUGAAGGAGCAUCACUGAGCAAGAAAGACCUGAAGAACCUCCUGGAAAGGGAACUUGGAGAUGUCCUCCAGAGACCACAUGACCCUGAGACGGUAGAUGUGAUCCUAGAACUUCUGGAUCGGGACUCCAACGGGCGUGUUGAUUUCAACGAAUUCCUCCUGUUCCUUUUCAAGCUUGCUCAAGCUUGCUAUUCGGCUAUCAAUCAGGCCAUAGGGCUAGAUGAGAAGAGGAGCCUGUCACAAGAUCGCAGGCAAGAAGACCAAAGGAGAUUCGAGCCCCGGGACGUACAACGGGACGAAGAACCCGGGCGCCGAAGCUGGCAGAAAAGACGUGAGCAGGAGGAGCGCGCUGAGGAGCAGAGCAGGAGGCAGGAGAGACUGGAGGAGCGACAGCAGAGGAGAGAACUGCAGGAACUGGAGGAGCGCCUAGCGGAGAAAGAGCCACUAAGCUGGAGCCAGGGUCCUGAUGCUGAAGAGUUUUCCGAGGAAGAGGAACAGCAAAGGCAAGAACUCAAGAGCAGGGAGCAGAGGGAAGAGAGACGGCUGCAGCAGCUGCGCGACCCCGAGCUGAGGCGUCAGCAGGAGUUGGUGGCUGAGGAGGACGAGGAGCAGACGCCACUCCGGGAGUCCCAGACUCUCACCCGGAGGUUGCAGAGGCAGCUCGAAAGCGAGGCCGAAGCCCGUCAGAACAAAGUCUACGCCAGGCCACGCAGACAGGAGCAGGAAGAGCGUCAGCUCCGGGAGCAGGAGCAACGGUCCCGGGAGCUCCAAAGGCAGCGCGCCCAGGAAGAGGAGGAACGCCUGGAGCAGCAGCAGCAGCAGAGGUCGCAGAGGCGACAGGCGGAGGAGCAGCGCUUCCGGGAGGAGGAGCAGCAGCGAGCAGAGCUCCAGGACAGCCUCCUAGAGGAACGCCAGAGGCGUCGUCAGGCCGAGCGCAGGCAACUGCAGGAAGAAAGCCAGAGGCGCCGCACGCUGUACUCCAAACCCAGCGCCAGGCAGCAGAGAGAGGAAGUGCUGCGGGAGGAGCGGCUGCUGCAAGAAGAGGCUCAGCAGCGCCGGCAACGGGACAGGAAAUACCGCCAGGAGGAGGAGCUGCAGCGGGACGAAGAGCAGCUGCAGCGAGACGAAGAGCAGUUGCAUAGGGAAAGGAGGCGCCUGCAGCAAGAGAGGCAGUAUCAAGAGGAGGACCUGCAGCAGGAGGAAGAGCGGCUGCAGCAGGAGGAAGGGCGGCUACGGAGAGAAAGGAGGCGCCUGCAGCAGGAGAGGCAGUAUCAAGAGGAGGACCUGCAGAGGCUGCGGGACGAAGGUCAGCGUAGGGAUCUGAAGUGGCAGUGGCUACCAGAGAAAGAAACUGAAGCUCGUGGCCGCAGGCUCUUCUCCAAACGCAGGGAGGAUGGAGAACAGAUCCGGCAGCUGGAGGAUUCUCUGGAGCAUGAGAGACGCUCACGUCAGGAUCGGCGGCCUCUGCAAGACGAAGCAGAAGAGAAGCGAGAGCUGGAGCAGGAGAGGCGGCGGCGACAGCGACAGCAGCGUGACCGGCAGUUCCAAGAGGAAGAGCAGCUGCAGCGAGAGCGCCAACGGGAAGCCGCACGACGAGGCGAGAGGCUCCGGGAGGAAGAGCAGCUCCUGAGAGACUCGAGGAGACGGCCACAGGAGAGGGACGGAAAGUUCCUUGAGGAGGAAAGGCAACUGCGGAAGGAGCGGGAAGAACUGAGGCAAAGACGAGAAGAAAGACAGUUCCAGGAGGAGGAGCUGCGCCGCCAAGAAUUUAGGCAGGAGCGCGACAGAAAAUCCCGUGAGGAACAAGAGCGCCGCCAGCAGCGGCGUGCAGAGGAGCAGCUCCGGGAGGAAGAGCAGCUCCGUCAGCAAAGAGACAGGAAACUCCGCCGGGAAGAAGAGCGCCUGCAGGAGCUCGAGGAAGAGCAGCUGAGACGCCAGGAACGAGACAGGAAACUCCGCAGGGAAGAAGAGCGCCUGCAAGAGCUCGAGGAAGAGCAGCUGAGACGCCAGGAACGAGACAGGAAACUCCGCAGGGAAGAAGAGCGCCUGCAGGAGCUCGAGGAAGAGCAGCUGAGACGCCAGGAACGAGACAGGAAACUCCGCCGAGAUCAAGAGCGCCGUCAGGAGCUUGAGGAAGAGCAGCUGAGGCGACCUGAGCGUGAGGACAGAAGAUUCCGCCAGGAACAAGAGCGCCGCCAGCAGCGGCGUGAGGAGGAGCAGCUCCUGGAGGAAGAGCAGCUCCGUCAGCAACGAGACAGGAAACUCCGCAGGGAAGAAGAGCGCCUGCAGGAGCUCGAGGAAGAGCAGCUCAGGCGCCAGGAAUCCGACAGAAGAUCCCGCCAGGAACAACAGCUUCGCCAGGAGCGCCGUGAGGAAGAGCAGCUGAGGCGCCAGGAACGUGACAGGAAACUCCGCCGGGAAGAAGAGCGCCUGCAGGAGCUCGAAGAAGAGCAGCUGAGACGCCAGGAGCGAGACAGGAAACUCCGCCGGGAUCAAGAGCGCCGUCAGGAGCUCGAGGAAGAGCAGUUGCAGGACAGGAAGUUCCCCCGGGAACAAGAGCUCAGGCGUGACAGAAAACUCCGCAGGGAAGAAGAGCUCCGCCAGGAACUACAGGAAGAGCAGCUGCGAGACCGAAAGCUGAGGGUGGAGGAGCAGCUUCGCAGGGAGCGCGAGGCAGAGCGGCAGCGCGUUCAGGAACGUGACAGAAAAUUCCGCCGGGAACAAGAAUUCCGCCAGGAACUAGAGGAUGAGCAGCCUAGGGAUAGAAAGUUCCGCCGGGAACAAGAGCUCACACGCGACAGAAAACUCCGUGAGGAAGAAGAGCGCCUGCAGGAACUGGAAGAAGAGCAGCUGAGACGCCAGGAACGUGACAGGAAAGUCCGCCGGGAAGAAGAGCGCCUGCAGGAACUGGAGGAAGAGCAGCUGAGACGCCAGGAACGAGACAGGAAACUCCGCCGGGAAGAAGAGCGCCUGCAGGAGCUCGAGGAAGAGCAGCUGAGACGCCAGGAACGAGACAGGAAACUCCGCCGGGAAGAAGAGCGCCUGCAGGAGCUCGAGGAAGAGCAGCUGAGGCGACAGGAACGUGACAGGAAACUCCGCCGGGAAGAAGAGCGCCUGCAGGAGCUCGAGGAAGAGCAGCUGAGACGCCAGGAGCGAGACAGGAAACUCCGCCGGGAUCAAGAGCGCCGUCAGGAGCUCGAGGAAGAGCAGUUGCAGGACAGGAAGUUCCCCCGGGAACAAGAGCUCAGGCGUGACAGGAAAUUUCGCCGGGAAGAAGAGCGCCUGCAGGAACUGGAGGAAGAGCAGCUGAGGCGACAGGAGCGUGACAGGAAACUCCGCAGGGAAGAGGAGCGCCUGCAGGAACUGGAGGAAGAACAGCUACAAGACCGAAAGCUGAGGGUGGAGGAGCAGCUUCGCAGGGAGCGCGAGGCAGAGCGGCAGCGCGGACAGGAACGUGACAGAAAGUUCCGCCGGGAAGAAGAGCUCAGGCGCGACAGAAAACUCCGUGAGGAAGAAGAGCUCCGCCAGGAACUCCAGGAAGAGCAGCUGAGACGCCAGGAACGUGACAGGAAAUUCCGUGAGGAAGAAGAGCACCGUCAGGAGCGCGACCAGAGAUUCCGCGGGGAACCAGAGCUCCGGAAUGAAAGGGAGGGGCAUCAGCGGCGCCGCCAGGAACUCGAGGAAGAACAGCUUCGCUUUGAGGAACAGCAGCUUCGCCACCAGGAACGCGAGCAACAGCUUCGCCAAGAGCGCGACAGGGAAUUCCGGGAGGAGAAGCAGCAGCGCCAGGAACGUGAAGAACUGCAGUUGAGGAGGCAGAAACGAGAUGGGCAGUACCAGGCUGAGAAUCAGUUUGCCAGGGAUACGAUUCGUAGUCGUCAGGAACAAGAACGUCGUCAGGAAGAGGAACGAAGACGUCGCCAAGAGCGGGAGAGAAAAUUUCAAGAGGAGCGGAUCCGUAGGCAGGAGGAGCAGAGGCGCCGCCAAGCCUUGGAGACUGGCACGCGCCAGUUUGCCAACGUCCCCGUGCGUUCCAGCCCUCUCUAUGAGUACAUCCAAGAGCAGAGGUCUCAAUACCGCCCUUAAAGGAUGCUGCUAGCGUCCUGGCACCAGCCAAAGAAAUGUUUCUUUUUCAAGCAAAAGAAAAUGAGAAACACUGGGUAUCAAAUGAUAACUCAUGUGUUUCUGGUUGUGGGAAAACUCUCUGAUCUUAGAAUGUCUUUUCCAGAAUCUUAAACUAUACCCAUUUCAUUUCUUUCUGUUCCUGUCUCUUAUUCUGUCUGGGGUAGUUCUUUAUUGCAAGAUGUCUUUGUUAUUUAGUGCAGAUGUGGUGCGCACUUUUCAAAAGAAGUCAUUUAAUUUUUUAAAGGAAUUUUGUUUGAGGAGCACAUUGAUUUAUUGCCUUCAUAGCUAACAAGAAUAAUGUAACAAUUUGAUAUUCAAAAAUAGUUGAGCCUCUAUUUUUAGUGGUAGAUCAUGUUGGGAACCCUCAUUUUUAUAAGUUUAAGUUGAUAUUUUCUUCGACCUAAAUCUCAUUUGUCUUUACCUCCAAACAGUUUUGUCGAUCUUUUUCUUGCAUAAUUUGACAACCCUCAAAUAAUGCAGGGGGGUGAUUUAUGUGAAAAAUAUUAUGUGAAAUCAGUUCAUAACUGAAAGAAAUCUCUCUUAAGAGAAAGACUUGCACAGGAAAUUAUUUUUUGGCAUUAUAUUUUUAUACUUAGCACCAUUUAAAAUUUCAUGAAGCAAAAGCAAGGUGUUUCUCAAACAACUCCAAUUUAAAACUGCUGUGAUUUGUAGAGUUCUGUUCCACUUCCCCAAGUUUUGUUGGGUUUGAGAAUAUUACUACUUUUGUACAUGUUGGUUUAGAGGGAACCUACUCAAGACCCUGUAAACAUCUUUCUUGUUUGGGUCCAGCAAGAGUUCACAAGGUGAUGGAAGAAGGAAAGGGGAAGAUGUAUGAACAGAGGGCAAAUUUAUAGAAGUCUCUUGACUAGACUUAUCAGCCCACAGUCA